Aureobasidium musti is the source of this 1518-nucleotide messenger RNA. The record is from the annotation of a GenBank genome assembly. Lineage: Eukaryota; Fungi; Ascomycota; Dothideomycetes; Dothideales; Saccotheciaceae.
AUGAUUGCUCUAUCAGGCUCACUCCUACUGCUGGGACUGGGUAUCACCAUCUUGUUCUGGGUGGUACAGACUUUGUAUUUAUCGCUCACAUCACCACUGAAGAACGUUCCAGGUCCAUGGAUCAGUCGCUAUACUAACUUGCAGUUGAAGUUCGCUGUUACUGGAGGACGUCGAAUCUUUUACAUCGACGAUCUGCACAAGAAAUAUGGCCCUAUAGUGCGCAUAUCACCACAAGAGGUUGCCGUCGCAGAUCCAGCAGCUUUCAAGCAAAUCCAUGCUGUCUCGUCCAAGUUCACCAAAGACAUAUGGUAUGAGAAGCUGACCAACUUUCCACGUCUGAGUGUUUUCACUAUGCGCAACCCUCGUGAACAUGGUCAGCGUAGAAAGCUAUUUGCUCGCGGCUUUAGCAAAUCGUACCUCAGGGAGCACUGGGAGCCUGUCGUCCGCGAGAAGACUUUUCUUGCUGUCGAAAAGAUCAAGGUUGACGCUCAGACCGGUGUUGCGGAUCUGCUCAAGUGGUGGACAUUCAUGGCUACAGAUAUCGUUGGUGUCCUUGGCUUCGGCGAGUCGUUUGGUAUGCUCGAGCUCGGCAAAGUAAGUCCAAGAUUGAGCAGUAACACUUUCAGCCUACUGAUAUGGUACCUAUCUAGNAAAACCGAGUAUAUUCGCGUACUUGAAGCCGCCCUCAUCGGUAACGGCAUUGGUGCCGAAAUGCCUUGGCUCCGGGCUAUUGGCAGCCGUAUACCUUUCAAGCCACUCAAGGAGGCUUUCAAUUCGAGCGCAUACAUUCUAGGCUACGGCACCAAAGCUGUUGAGAAUGCCCGAAAGGGUGGCCAAGACUCGAACUUGAUGGCGACUAUUAUGGCUGAAGCCGAGAAAGGUGAAGCACAUGUCGACGAUAUGGACGUUCGAACCGAGUCAACCUCGUUGAUCUUCGCUGGCUCAGGAACGACUGCCAACACCAUGACUUUCCUAUCCUGGGCAGUUGUGUCUCAACCUCAGCUUCGCGCAUCUCUAGAAGAGGAAGUCGCAAAGCUGAGCGACGGUUUCACUGACGCAGACCUCGAGAAGCUGCCUCUCCUCAAUGCAGUCAUCAACGAGACACUACGAUUGUACUGUGCUGUACCAGGAAGUCUUCCUCGAGUAGUGCCCGAGGGCGGCGUGACGCUCGACGGAUACUUUGUUCCUCCUGGCACAACAGUCAGCACACAAGCAUACACCAUGCACAGAGAUGAGAACCUCUGGCCAAACGCCCAAGUGUUCGACCCCUCUCGGUGGUUUGAGGGCAANGAGCAGAGUGCAGCAGCCAAGAGCACAUUCUGCGCUUUUGGUGCAGGUGCCUACAGCUGUCUCGGCAUUAAUCUCGCAUGGAUGGAACUGAGAUAUGCUACCGCCUUCCUCUUCCGUGAGUGCAGAGGUAUGCGUAUUGCUCCGAGCAUGCCUGCAGAUUGUAUGGAUCUCGAAAACUACUUUGUGAUUGUGCCCAAAGGUCACAAAUGCGAGGUUACUCUGCAGUAG